Conger conger (European conger) is the source of this 1279-nucleotide messenger RNA. Its product is annotated as biorientation of chromosomes in cell division protein 1-like. The transcript is spliced from 4 exons. The record is from RefSeq and is a predicted model, not a curated record. The coding region runs from base 157 to 621 and encodes 154 amino acids. Lineage: Eukaryota; Metazoa; Chordata; Actinopteri; Anguilliformes; Congridae.
CAAUGAUGACUUCCGUUUUGGAAACGAGAAAGGAUCUCACUGCGGGCUAUUGUUUCCGCCGUCUAUUGUCCCAUUUUCUGAGCGAGAAUCAUUUCUAGUGCAAGUUUUAAGACGUAAACCUUCUGUGAUUAUAUUGAUAGCCAGCUUGGUCUGGAAAUGGCGGAUGGCAGCGGCAACUCGGUUAAUCUGCCGCCCGGUGAUCCUCAUUUAAUAGGCCUUAUUGUGGAGCAUUUGAAGAGUCGUGGCCUGUUUGAUGAAUUCCGAAGAGACUGUCUGGGAGACGUGGAUACAAAGCCGGCCUAUCAGAAUCUACGGCAGAAGGUCGACAACUUUGUGUCCACGCACCUGAGCAGCCAGGAGUGGAACCCGUCCAUCAACAAGAACCAGGUCCGCAAUGGCCUACGUCAGAGCGUGGUGCAGUCCGGCAUGCUGGAGUCCGGGGUGGACCGGAUCAUCACUCAGGUGGUGGACCCCAAGCUCAACCACACCUUCCGCCCGCACAUAGAGAGCGCCAUUCACCACUUCCUGGCGGCCGAGACGGGCGAGGAGGGGGGGGCGCCCAACCCAGCACCGGAGCCCGAGCCGCAGGACACGCCCUCCACCACGCCCAAAACGCCGUGAGGGGCCGAGCCUUCGGCGAGGAGGAGGAGGAGGAGGAGGAGGAGGAGGAGGAGGAGGAAGAGGAAGAGGCCUGCGUGGGACUGUGUGAGUGUUCCAGCGUUCCGCCUCGCGGUCGCCACGGGAACGUCCCGCCGCGCCUGAGGAGCACCGCUGUGAGCGAGCGGCCGCGAUCGCCGUGGUUACAGGGGCCCAUUCUGCACUUCCUGUCCACGGUUUUGGGACUGACGAGAGGACGCCUGUCGAGUCGGGACAAGGUGCCGCACGGCUACAGGAGGGCCGGCCGUUUGGACUGUCGCGCACCGUUCCGGGCGGUCACCGUGUCCGCUUGCUUUGACGGCUUCUGGUUUGUUCCCACGUUCUGGUGCGUUCCCACGUUCCCAAGCGGUAUUUUACUGAUUUCACAGCAUUUGCACUGAUGCCUGAAUCUCUCCUGAUUCUCCCCCCCCACCCCCCCCCCCUUUCGGAAACCAAAAAGUACAACAUUGGACUUCUGUUGUUUGAUUUAGUUUUUUGUUAUGCAAUGGACUUUUUGGAUGAAAUGUUUGUGAGUGGUUUAAUACAAAGAAAAAAGUACUUUUUAAAUACACUAAAGUGGUUAAAUGCAGAACCUCUGCGUUCCGAAUAUGCAUUUUGAAUAAAGCUUGUUUCUUGCACUGUA